UUGGAUUGGGCUAAGAAUGUAGGAAAGCAACUAGGCUUUGAGAUCAUUAUUAGAAGGUCUGAUUGUGGGAGCAAGGGUCGUGGGAGUAAAGGCAGACAAUUGACUAUUUUGGUGUGCGAGAUGAGCGGCAAGUACAAACCGUACAAGCCUGUGUUGUUCAUGUCGCCUUGGUAUGAUGACCAUUAUUCCAUUGACGGCAGUGGACCAACAUUGGAGGAGGCUUACAUCAACAUCUGCACCUGAUGAAUCCCAACAUGUUUUGAGAUUGAGCAUUGCGACAGAGUUAGAGGUCAUUGCAAAGAUGUUUGAAGAAGCUAAUGUUUCGAGAAGACAAGCUAUCAAAGUGAGGCUUCGAGAGAUUGCAUACCCGGAUCAGACUUCUAUGUGUCCUCCUCCAAACAAGUUGCCUACAAGGGGUCGGCCCAAUGAACCUAAGGGUUCUACCAGACGCAUUCCUUGUUCUUGGGAGAAUGUUGAUGCAAUAGUUGGGUCAAAGCAAGCUAGCAACUCAUUAGCUCCACAAGGCAAGGGGCGUAAGACCCGGUCGGCAAAACGGAAGAGCAUUCCUUCGAAGCAAUCUGCACCUAAGAAGAGAAGCAAGAGGAUAGCAAGCAAGUCAGCUCAGCUCCCGCCACAGCACCCGAAAGGCAAAGUUUACUCGGCCAACUAUAUCCAUGAAGUGCCCGAAUUCCUCCGUGAAUAUGUCAUUGACAUUCACAAUGUUGAAGAUGGUGGCAAUUGUGGAUAUAGAUGCAUUGCUUCCUUGAUGGGUAAGGGAGAACAAAAUUGGCGUCAAGUCCGAGAAGACAUGAUAAAGGAGGUUAGAUUACGGCAAGGUGUUUAUCAUGGUAUGUAUGGCACCGACACACAUUACCAAAAAGUUCUACAAGCCUUGCAUCUUGCUCCAAAUGAGUUUGCAACGGAGGAGAAGUGGUUAUGCGUGCCGGAUAUGGGCCACAUUGUUGCUACGAUGUACCAGGUUGUGUUCGUGACCUUGUCUAAUCGGGGGGGCGCCACCUACUUCCCUCUCACCGGUCCAGUGCUACAUCCGUCAGUGCACUAGAUUUUAUGUUUACUCCUUGUCAACAACAACCUUUGGGUGAAGGUGCUUAUUUCAAGUGACUUUCCUUUGCCAACGGUUAAUCCACAAUGGAUGUAUCACUGUACUGUUGAAGCUCGUGGUUGGCAGCUACCAUAUUUGGAUCGCAUAGCCCUAUUCAACAAACUCUCCCGAGAGGCAAAUGUAGACAUACAUAAGGUCGAUGGAAUCAUAAAUCUCGCUGAAGAUUAGUUUCGUGAUGUUG
Molecule: messenger RNA, 1304 nt
Organism: Lotus japonicus
Lineage: Eukaryota; Viridiplantae; Streptophyta; Magnoliopsida; Fabales; Fabaceae
Exons: 2
Coding region: 173-1063 (296 amino acids)
Source: RefSeq, a predicted model, not a curated record